This is a messenger RNA of Paramecium primaurelia, 420 nucleotides long. The record is from the annotation of a GenBank genome assembly. NCBI's taxonomy places the organism in Eukaryota, Ciliophora, Oligohymenophorea, Peniculida, Parameciidae.
AUGUUUUCAAAUCAAAGUGAAUUCGAUCUAAGAGUGUUUUUAUCCUCUUAUUCAGAUGCUCUACAUUGUCUAAAAUAAUCAGCAGAUAAAUCUACAUUAAGAAAAAAUUAUGAAAAUAUUGCUAAUAGACUUACAAUUUAUGUAAAACAAAAGAAAGUAAUAAAUUUACAUUAAUAUAGAUGUUUGGUGAAACAAAUUUAUCUAAAAAUGAAGAGAGAGACAUUUUAGCAUUUCAAUAUACACAGUAAUAUAUAAAAGAUGUAUACAAAUAGUUAUAUAUUUUUAAAAUAUUUACCAGAUUUUGAUAAUUUUAAAGGGAAUUAUGAAUAGUUGUAGACAAUCCUAAAUAAUUCAUUUAAUUCUCUAUCUUCAGAUUUUUAGCUUUAUUCAUAAUAAUCAUAAUAAUAAUAAGCACAAUGA